Messenger RNA from Seminavis robusta, 3543 nucleotides. The record is from the annotation of a GenBank genome assembly. NCBI's taxonomy places the organism in Eukaryota, Bacillariophyta, Bacillariophyceae, Naviculales, Naviculaceae.
AUGAACAGCAGCUCGAGAAGUAUCACCACCACCAACAACAACGGUAGCGGUAGCAAGAAGACCCGCGGACGUCUUUCCACGGGAUCUUCAACACGGCCUGGCUUUACCAGUCAGACGAGUAGCUCUCGACUAAUCUCGGGAACAUCGUUCCGGGUGGGUGAAGAAGCUAAUACUAGUACUAGUAGUUGUGAUGCCGAGUUGCCGGAAGAAUUUCCGUCCCUCGUCCAACAGUCUUUGCGAGACCAUGUGGAGGAUAAAACGAAGCAUCUGACGUUGAACAAACUCCAGUUCUCCAAUAAUAAGAAAUUGUAUGGACGAGACAAGGAACGAGCCUUGCUUCAGAAUCUCGUAUUUGCUGCAUCCCACAGAGGGGCCAAACAACUCAUUCUCAUCUCGGGAGAAUCCGGUACUGGCAAGACUGGAUUGGCUCAUUCCAUUCAUAAUUCGUGCAACAACCAAGACGGCAUUUUUGUGAUUGCAGGGGACUUUGGAAUGAACUCGACAUCCUCCAAGGAAGCCCCGUACAUGGGGAUUGCAGGAGCCAUACAGGAGCUUUGUGAUGGAAUAUUGGCUUUGGUGGUCGAUAGUACUGCCUUUCCGCUCCAGCUCCUGCGAGAGAAACUCAAUUCGGAACUUCAGGAUGAACUCCCCCUUUUGUUCCUUACAUUUCCAGCCUUGCAGCACUUUAUGGGCACUGCUACUAGUACGUGUAUCAGCUCUACUAAAAAUAUGUGUGGAACUCAUCCUCCACAAGGGAGUGUCCCAUCACCCACCACAGGAGAGCACAAGAACCGACUGUACUAUGCAUUUCAACGUCUAUUUCAGAUUGUGACAACAUUUUUGCCAAAGCGACUCGUAAUCAUCUUGGACAAUCUGGAAUGGAUUGACGAACCGUCCUUGAAACUCAUGGAGGCAUUGCUGGCAGAUGAUACGGCCUCAUCCGCAACAAGAUCCAGCAGUGGUGACAACACUGGCACCACCACCACCAAUAAAACGAAGAAGAAUGAUCUAGUUGUGAUUGGAUGUUAUCGAUCGGAUCUGGAUCAGCCAAACAGCAGCAGCAAUCAUUCGCAGUCGUACUAUCUCACACAUGCCAUUAUUCAAGAUUGGAAGGAUCACAAGUCCAGCGAAUUUGGAUUCCACAUGACGGAAAUCGCCUUGCCCAAUCUGGACAUGACGCAUGUCAAGGAAUGGCUGCAAGACUUGUUGCUCACAGAUGAUAGUGGCGUCCUUGAGCUGGCGCAACUCUGUCAUUCCAAAACCAAUGGCAAUGCCUUUUUUAUGGUGGCAUUUCUCAAGCUGCUGCAGGAAAAAAUGCUCCUCACAUUCGAUCUGGGGACCAUGAAAUGGAUUUGGGAUGUGGCACGAAUUGAAACAUUGGCAGAAGCCACGGAUAAUGUGGCACAUGUCAUGAAACAAUCCUUGGCAACUUGCUCACCACAAGUUUGUGAAUUGCUGCAAAUUGCAGCCUGUUUGGGGUCGUCGUUUUAUGAAAAGACCCUGCAGCUUGUUUGGGAUGACUGGAAGACGACAACAGCGACAACAAUAAACAAGAAAUUGUCACUGGAUGACUGCCUAUCCAUUGCCCUUGAAAAGAGACUCUUUUUUCGAAAGCCAGAUGACCCAACCAAAAUUAUUUGGGCACACAGCAAAGUCUUGGAUGCCGCCAUGGCAUUGAUGGCCGAUGAUGACGAGGAUGACAAGAGUAUCAAGUCAGUGCAGUCUCGGAUAGGAGAGAUUCUGGUUACUAAACUCAACGAGGUUGAAUUGGAAAGUGCUGUGUUCAUUGUUGCCAAUCUACUCAAUGAAGGUGGAGCAUCAGUGUCGUCGUCGUCGAGUGCCAGCAAUCCAGUAUGCAAUGUUUCACAUGUGGAACUGGCAGAACUCAACCUUCGGGCUGCUUACAAGGCCACCAAAUUGGCAGCCUUUGAAACAGCAGCUAGAUAUGCUGCCAAGGGAAUUAACUGCCUUCAACAAGAUUGCUGGGAGAAUCACUACUCCACUACACUGGACCUAUUCCUCACUUCAGCAGAAGUCGAAGGUCUCAUUGGCAACUUUGAAUCUAUGGAUUCAAGAUGCAAUCAGAUUCUCUCACGACAAGAUCUUCCCGACAAAGAUAAGGCACGAGUGUACAAUUUACAGGUGCAUCGAUUGUAUCUGGAAGGUCGUGUACAAGAAGCUAUGGAUCAUUGCCUGUUGUGCCUCAAAAAGCUACGGUGCUCCUUUCCCAAGACAAAGCUCACGAAAGGUCUGGCAUCGGUGGCUGGUCUUGCCCGCAUCAAAAUGGAAGCCAAGUCGCGAAAAGCGGAAGAAAUUGAGUCCAUGCAGUACAUUGAAGACCCGGUCAAGAUUGAAACCAUGAAGUUGCUUGAGAGACUUAUCUCAGCGGCAUACAUGCUCAAAGAUCCACUGCUCACUCCUGUUAUACUGCGAGCUUAUCGAUGGACCUUGGAAUAUGGAUUGUCUGAGAAUGCUCCUGCCAACUUUGCCAGCAUUGGGUUCAUCAUGGCUUGUUUCCUCUCUGAUUUUGAAACAGGAAGGAUUUUUGGGGAGUACGCAUUGGAGAUGAUGUCUCAGAUGAAAAGCAAAACCAUGGUUGCCAGAGUCCAUCUGGUGGUCCAUGGCGGGUAUCUUCACUAUGUGAGACCACUACAUUGCACUCUACGAGCUCUGAAGGAGGGAUACGAGGUGGGAAUGCAGACGGGAAGCUUUUCUCCGGCAUUUCAGAGCAUAAAUCUGUAUCUCCAGGGUGCUUUCGUUGCCGGCCGUUCUCUCAAAACACUAGAACGGGAGUGCAGAAUGUUCGCACAGCAAAUGAAGCAGCUCAAGCAAGACCUCUACGUCAAGUUCCUGUCCCCUGCAUUUCAAACUAUUCUGAAUCUGACGACGCCUGGCGUUGCUGAACCUACAAUUAUGACAGGUGAAGCGAUGGAUGAAGCAGUGCUAGAUUUCCCCACCAAAGCACAGCAGGCCUUAUUCGAGUGUCAUAAACUUCAGUUGUGCCUUUGGUUUGGACAUUUUGAAGAGAGUGCAAAGCUCGCUUUAUCCAAUGACCCUGUCACGAAGGGGUGUCCUGGGAGUUUCGUAUGCUACAGCGACAAUCUCUUUCGAGGCCUGUCGCUGUUUCAGAUGGCUCGCACAACGACAAAGAAGAAGAACCAAUACACCAAAGAAGCAAAAAAGAUGUUGUCCCUGGUAAGCAAAUGGGUUGAAAAGGGCAACCCAAACAUCAAACACCACCAGGCUCUGUUGGAGGCGGAGAUGGCAGCGCUCCAGGGCAAGCAACACAUCGCGCGGAACAAGUAUGACAUUGCAGUAGUACUAGCUGGGCGUCAAGGCUUCAUCAAUGAUGCUGCCUUGGCAAAUGAACGAUUUGGUGAGUACAUGCUUAACGAUGUGGGUGAUAGAGACGAUGCAGCAUACCGGAUGAAAGAAGCCAUCAAUCUGUACAAGGAGUGGGGAGCAAUUGCUAAGGCGGAAUAUCUUCAAACCAAAUACGCACAUCUCUGGCCAAUACCAGAACAUGUCGUAACUUUGGGUUAA